Molecule: messenger RNA, 4857 nt
Organism: Rangifer tarandus platyrhynchus (Svalbard reindeer)
Lineage: Eukaryota; Metazoa; Chordata; Mammalia; Artiodactyla; Cervidae
Source: the annotation of a GenBank genome assembly
AUGAGCGUCACCUCGUGGUUCCUGGUGAGCAGCAGCGGCACCCGCCACCGGCUCCCCCGAGAGCUCAUCUUCGUGGGGCGGGACGAGUGUGAGCUCAUGCUGCAGUCCCGCAGCGUGGACAAGCAGCAUGCUGUCAUCAACUACGACCAGGACAGGGACGAACACUGGGUGAAGGACCUGGGCAGCCUCAAUGGGACAUUCGUGAAUGACGUGCGCAUCCCAGACCAGAGAUACGUCACGCUGAAGCUCAAUGACGUCAUCCGGUUCGGCUACGAUAUCCUUCCGGAUGCUCACCCUCCUCCCCACCCCCCUCCAUCCCCACGGCUACCGUUGCCCUGUUAUCCUGGAAGCAGCUGCGGGUCUCCCUUCCUGUCGGCGAUGGGGCCGCGUGACCCAGGGUCAAACUCUCCCUCUGCAGAGGCGGCCACCUACCGCACCCCUCUGUAUGGGCAGCCCUCCUGGUGGGGAGAGGAUGAUGGGGGCGCCCUGCCCGAGGAUCGGCGCCAGGACGAGCCCUGCCCUGAGCGGCCCAAGGACCUGGCUCAGCAGGACGGCGAUCUCACGGGGACGCCGGCCGGCUUCCGGGCCCCCUCGGAGCCUCAGGUCUACUCCUUCCGGCGGGAACCCAGCUACUUCGAGAUCCCCACCAAGGAGGUGCCCCCACCGCGGCCCCCGGAGGCGCCGGCGCAGGAGGCGCCCACGAGGGAGGCGGAGCCCGGCGGGGGCGGGGCGGCCCCCGUGCAGAGCCACGCCUGCUUCACCAUCGAGUUCGACGACUGCAGCCCCGGCAAGCUGAAGAUCAAGGACCACGUGACCAAGUUCCUGCGCCAGCGGCGCCCCCCAGGCAAGGAGGCCGCGCCCGCGGAGGUGGUCUCCGCCGAGACCAAGGUGGCCGACUGGCUGGUGCAGAAUGACCCGAGCUUGCUGCCCCGAACCGGCCCCGGCGACGACCGGCACAGCACCAAGAGUGACCUGCCGGUGCACACGCGCACCCUGAAGGGCCACAAGCACGAGGACGGCACCCAGAGCGACUCUGAGGACCCCCUGUCCAAGGUGGCCGGGGCCCCCGGGGUCCCCGCAGAGGCCGGCGGGGACCAGGCGCGGCUGCAGAGGCAGAUCAAGCGGGACCCCCAGGAGCUGCUGCACAACCAGCAGGCCUUCGUCAUCGAGUUCUUCGACGAGGACACGCCCCGGAAGAAGCGCUCCCAGUCCUUCACGCACACGCCCCCCGGGGACCCCAGGCUCGACCGGCGCCGUGGCCCCGGGCCGGGCGACAGGGACCGCCCGGCCGCCCCCGCCCCGGCCCGCGGGACUGGCAGCGGUUCCGGGCCGCAGCGGGCCGGCUCGCUCAAGCGGGAGAAGACGGAGGAGCGGCUGGGCAGCCCCUCGCCGGCCGCCCGGGCCCCCGCCCGCCCCUUCGGCAGCGUGGGGCGUCGCUCCCGCUUGGCCCAGGACUUCGCGGCCCAGUGUCUGCGGGACAGCUCCCCGGCAGCCCGGCCAGGCCCUGAGAAAGCGCCCCCCCCGCUGCCCGCCCCCCUGACGCCCCGUGGGGCAAGCCCCGCGGCCCCCUCACCUCCGCCGCCCCCGCCCGCCGACCCCCAGGUGACGAAGGCCCGCAAGCAGGAGGAGGACGACAGCCUCAGCGAUGCAGGGACCUACACCAUCGAGACGGAGGCGCAGGACCAGGAGGUGGAGGAGGCCCGCAAGAUGAUUGACCAGGUCUUUGGGGUCCUUGAGUCUCCUGAACUCUCCAGAGCGUCCUCGGCCACCUUCCGCCCAGUCAUCAGAGGGGACAGUGACGAGCUUGGAGACGGGGUGGCCCAGCGAAUGGCCCUGCUGCAGGAGUUUGCCUCCCGGCCCGCGGUCGUGACCCCCCAGGGCCUCCCGGUACCAGGUUCCCCCGGGGGUCAGAAGUGGGUGUCCCGCUGGGCCAGCCUGGCCGACAGCUACUCAGACCCAGGCCUGUCAGGUAAGUGGCUCCAGUGUUGCAGCGGCGACGGGUGUGCGCGCAUUGCCGCCGGAGGAGGGCCAGCUCCCUAUGUGCUCAGGGGGCCUGUGGGCAGCGUUCGCUCCAGUUGGCCCCUCGUCUCCACAGAGGACGGCCCCGGGCGCAGAGCCGCGGAGCUGGAGGGGAUCCCGCCGGUGCGGCCGCGGCGGCUGCUCCCGCAGCUGCCCAGCGAAAGGGCAGACAGCCCUGCCGGACCCGAGGCGGCCAGGAGGAGCGGUCCCGGGCCGCCAGAGGUGGGUGGCGAACAGGCCGGCCUCCUCUUGGGUCAGGAGGACCUGGAGCCCGACAGCCUCAGUGACGCCAGCGGCUCAGAUGGCGGGCGGGGCCCCGAGCCCGGCGGGGGCCCCCAGGAGGAAAGACGCAGGAGCCCCCAGGAGGGGCCAGUGUGGACCAGGGGCCGGCGCUCCCCAAGGGGUCCCGGGGAGCCAGCCCCCACCUCUUUCUUCAUCGGCGACCCUAGUGCGGAGGUGGCCCUCCCCAGGAAGGCCCCUGCGGCUCCGGGGCAGGUGGAGGGCCCAGGGCGGGCCCAGCCCAGCGCCCCCACCCCUGCCCCUGCCCGUGACGGCAUGUACGUCAGCGCCAGCGGGAGGAUGGUCAUCCAGCUGCAGACAGCGGGGAAGCCCCCAGAGCUCGAGGGCCCUGCCCCAACCCCCCCGAAGGAGGCCUUGGCAUUCGUCCGGCAGGAGAGCUUCACCAAGGAGCCGGCCAGCGGCCCCGCGGCACCCGGCCAGCUGCCCCAGAUCCCCAGCCACCCCCUCCUGCAGGAUCUGGUCGCGGCCCGGGCCGCACGCAUGGACCUUCACUCUCAGGACACCCACCUGAUCUUAAAGGAGACUGAGACAGCGCUGGCUGCCUUGGAGGCCCGGCUGCUCUCCAAGUCCCUGGAGGAGCCGGAGGGGGAAGUGGGCAGUGCCCCUGGGCCGCCAGAGGACUCCCUGUCCGGGGACUCUGAUGUGGACACGGCCAGCACCGUCAGCCUGCUCAGCGGCAAGAAUGGGCCCAGCCCAACCAGCUCCCAGCCUGCGGGGCUGCAGAGGGAGAAGCCGCCAUCCCCAGCAGCUGCACAGGACCUGGGGGGCGUCGGCCUGAGCAGCGCCCGUGAGCGGCUCUCAGAGAAGCAGCGUCGCCCGCUGGGCCCGGUGGACGUGGGCCGCGGAGAGCCAGCAAGACGCCUGGCUGCACGGCGUGGCCACGGCCCCCGGGGGUCCCUGGACUGGCCCGACGAGGACCGCGGCUCCAGCCUCGCACACCCGCCCGGCACUGACACGGUCACUUCUGACCACGAGACCCCUGGGGCCACGGGCGCAGCUCGGCCGGGGACACGCCGGAAACCCAUGGCCCCUCCGCCACCGACUGCCACUGCCCGGGAGGAGCAAGGCCGAGGCUCAACCAGCGUCCAGAAGGCGCAGCAGGCGCUGACCCGCUCCAACAGCCUGUCCACCCCGCGGGCCACACGGGCCUCCCGGCUGAGGCGGGCCCGGCUGGGGGACGCCUCGGACACGGAGGCAGCAGACGGCGAACGGGGGCCCCCGGCCAACCCGGAGCCCACGGGGCGGCUGGCGGCCGAGCAAGCCAAGAAGCUGUCCCGCCUGGACAUCCUGGCCAUGCCCCGGAAGCGGGCUGGCUCCUUCACAGGGCCCAGCGACUCGGAGGCGGCCCCUGCCCGUGCUGGCUUCUCGGGCCGCAGCGUCGAGCUGUAUUGCCCUGGACGCAAGCCCACCAUGAUGGCCGAGGCUCGGCCCACUGCCAGGAAGGCCACCAGCGCCGCUGCGGUCCCUCGCCAGCCCUUCAGCAGGGCCCGCCCGGGAAGCGCCCGAUACUCGUCACCCAACACGCGUCGCCGGCAACAGGGCUCCGAUUGCACGUCCACUUCCGAGGAGGAGUAUGGGUCCCACCACGGCUCCCCCAAACACACACGCUCCCAUGCCUCAACAGCCACGCAGACCCCACGGGCUGGCGGCUCCGGCCGGGCGCGACCCCGGGCCCCUGGCCUCCGGGACACGGAUGACGAGGAUGAAGAGCCUGAUCCCUAUGGUUUCAUUGUGCAGACGGCCGAGAUUGCGGAGAUUGCCAGGCUGAGCCAGACGCUGGUGAAGGACGUGGCCACCCUGGCCCGUGAGAUCCACGACGUGGCUGGCGACGGUGACUCCCCAGGCUCCCCGGGGCCCGCCCACAGCCCCUCCCUCAACAACGUGCCCAGCACCCCUGCCUCUACCAUCUCUGCCCGCGAGGAGCUGGUGCAGCGCAUCCCCGAGGCCAGCCUCAACUUCCAGAAGGUGCCACCCGGCUCCCUGGGGCCUCGGGACCUGGACCAGAACAUGAACGACCGUGGCGAGGACGCCCUGGCCAACAAGACACGGCCCCGGAACCGUGAGGAGGUGAUUUUCGAUAACCUCAUGCUGAACCCAGUGUCCCAGCUGUCCCAGGCCAUCCGCGAGAACACAGAGCACCUCGCCGAGAAGAUGAAGAUCCUCUUCCAGAACUCAGGGCGAGCGUGGGAGGACUUGGAGGCCAGGAUCAACGCCGAGAACGAGGUGCCCAUCCUGAAGACAUCCAACAAGGAGAUCAGCUCCAUCCUCAAGGAGCUCAGGCGCGUGCAGAAGCAGCUGGAAGUUAUCAAUGCCAUCGUGGACCCCAGUGGGAACCUGGACCUGCUGACCGGAAACCGUGGCCCCGUGGGCUCGGCCCAGCUUGGGCGAGGCCGGCCAGCCGCCCAGGGCCUGUGCUCGCCCUCCUCGGCCCUGCCACCCCGGAGCUUCCCGCAGCGGACGAGCUGCGGGACCCCUGGCCUCCCCGAGCCCCCUUUCCGCCCUGACUUCCUCCCGGACGCCGAGAGGUUCCUGAUCUAG